ACGGCAAGAGUGAUGCUUUCGACCUUUCUAGAUCCCUGUCCAAUCCCUGACAAUGUAAAUGUCUUCGAUUGGUAUCUUCCCCUUAUUGGGUUGUACUGUACAGGUGGUGGACUUCAUUUUUUUUGUUUGAAAGAUCAAGUUCGGUUCGGGUCUCUGAGCCGGGUCCUGCCGGGUAUUUGAUAACACUCUUCCCUGGCUAUCAAAUCUGCCCUCUUCUCUAUCUGCUUCUCCCUGCCUCUCUCUCACUCCCUCCCCCAUGGCAACAAUAAACAAACAACUAAAACUCAAGCCUAAACAAACGUCUCCAAUCCAAAACUUUCUGAUCUGUAUAGCUUUAAUUGCAUUUUUAUUCCUUUUUUCUUCUCUAAUUUUAACAAAUGGUCCUUCUAAAAUCCGAAACUCGAUGAGAUCCAUGAAACCCAAGAGGCUACAUUCUCUCCAUGACAAGUACUUGUAUUGGGGAAACAGAAUUGACUGCCCUGGUAAGCAUUGCGAGUCUUGCGAGGGUCUGGGCCACCAGGAGUCUAGCCUAAGGUGUGCCCUUGAAGAGGCUAUGUUUUUAAACAGUUACAUGUUCUGCUUGGAUUCUAGGAAAAUUGUGUUUUUGUUAUCUUCUUGCAGGACUUUUGUGAUGCCUUCCUCAAUGUGUAUCAGUCCACUACACAAUAAGAAGGGGAUCCUAUAUCAUUCUAAUAUGGCAAGUUCAGAGGAAAGGUGGGCUGCAAAUUCUUGUUCCAUGGACUCUUUGUAUGAUCUCGAUCUCAUAUCUGAAACUGUACCUGUAAUUUUAGACAAUUCAAAAGUCUGGCAUCAUGUAUUAUCAACAAGUAUGAAGUUGGGAGCUAGAGGAGUUGCCCAUGUUGAAGGAGUUAGUCGGGUUGAUCUCAAAGAGGACAAUCGCUACUCAAAUCUCUUGCUCAUAAAUCGAACAGCAAGCCCUCUUUCAUGGUUCAUGGAAUGCAAGGACCGAAACAACCGUAGUGCUAUAUUGUUGUCAUAUUCAUUUCUUCCUUCAAUGGCAGCAGAGAAAUUAAGAGAUGCAGCAGAGGAGAUUAAGGCACUUCUUGGCGAUUAUGAUGCCAUCCAUGUUCGCCGUGGUGAUAAAAUAAAGACUAGAAAGGACAGGUUUGGUGUUGAACGGACCUUGCAUCCUCAUCUGGACCGAGAUACACGCCCAGAGUUUAUUCUCCACAGGAUUGAAAAGUGGGUCCCACCUGGAAGAACUCUUUUUAUUGCUUCAAAUGAGAAGACACCGGGGUUUUUUUCACCUCUCUCUUCCAGAUAUAAGUUGGCAUAUUCAUCUAAUUAUAGUCACAUCUUGGAUCCCUUGAUUAAGAAUAAUUACCAACUAUUCAUGAUUGAGAGGCUUAUAAUGAUGGGUGCCAAAACAUUCAUUAAAUCAUUCAAGGAAGAUGACAAGGAUCUGAGCCUUACUGAUGAUCCAAAGAAGAACACGAAGAUGUGGCAAAUACCUGUUUAUACAAUGGACGAAGAGUGAAGUUGAUGGCAAUGUAGCUAAUUACUCCUCUUUUUGGAUGGUAUGUUUGUUCAUCUAUUUAUUCUACCAUGCGACAGUACCAGUCACCAGUAUGGAACAUUGAAUAUUGGAAUCUUGUAGCUUCAGCAGAGAAUUGGUUCAUCAGGUAGAAUGAGAGGCUUACUAAUUUCACCAAUGUUUAUGGGGAUGAAGGUGAAAUACAGGUUUUAUCCGCUUUUUUUUUCAAAUAUAUCGAUUACUGCACUUGAAAAAAAAAAAAAAAAAAGGAAAGAAAACUUGAUGGUAUUGGUGAAUGGACAUUGACAAAAACUAUUAUUUUGUAGAUAAAUUAUCAGUUAAUUGUAAUGACAUUUGCAAAUUUUUUUAAUUAAUGCGAGUCUGUUAAAUUCCACUUA
This is a messenger RNA of Jatropha curcas, 1893 nucleotides long. The record is from RefSeq and is a predicted model, not a curated record. NCBI's taxonomy places the organism in Eukaryota, Viridiplantae, Streptophyta, Magnoliopsida, Malpighiales, Euphorbiaceae.